UUGAAGCACAGUUGGAAGCUAACUGCCAUCAGCUAGCAGCAGCAGCACCAAAAGGAGCAGCAGACGCAGCAGCAGCAGCAGCAGCAGCAGCAGCAGCAGCAGCAGCAGCAGCAGCAGCAGCAGCAGCAGCAGAAGAAGGAGCAGCAGCAGCAGCAGCGGCAGCAGCAGCAGCUGCGGCAGCAGUAGCAGCAGCAGCAGCAGCAGCAGCAGCAGCAGCAGCAGCAGCAGCAGUGGGAGCAGCAGCAGUAGCUACAGUCAUCCCCAUCCUCCCCUCCUCUUUGAGCCGCCGCGGGUGACAUUUACGACCCAGCUGUCCCUGAC
Molecule: messenger RNA, 321 nt
Organism: Closterium sp. NIES-67
Lineage: Eukaryota; Viridiplantae; Streptophyta; Zygnematophyceae; Desmidiales; Closteriaceae
Source: the annotation of a GenBank genome assembly